CAGUGCGCACACAGUACUUAUGAAGCUUACUUACCUCGGACCUGGCUUGAGGCACUGCGCCAUUUGUCGCCCGACAUCCGUUAUCAGAACGUCAAUCAAAUAAUUCAUCCAACAUGGACGGAGACGCAAUCAAAAUCUUGCUAGUCGGUGAUGAGAAAUGUGGAAAGACGUCGUUCAUCUCACGACUGAGCGCUGGCGAAGGAACCGGCCCCAUCACGCUGCUCAGAGACAUUGAUCAACCUUUCAUCUUUGAGAUCAAGCUUGGCCAAAACCCAUACCGCUUGGAGUUCUACGAUACAAAUAGCCCCGAAAAUUGGAAGCUCCUCGACCCCGACAUCGUCAUCUUGUGCUACGAUAUCAGCCAGCGACUCAGUCUCAUCAAUAUGAGAAGACAUUGGCUCAAAGAGGUCAAACUGUCCUUUCGCAGACCCGACCGUCUGCCCAUCCUCUUGCUGGGCCUCAAACGAGACCUUAGAUCGGAAGAUGAUCCAAAUGGCAUCAUCUACCCCCAAGAAGCCUACCAGCAGGCGCAGGAAAUGCGGAUAGAUAGAUACAUGGAGUGCUCCGCGGUGACGGGGGAGCUUAUCAAGCUGGCGUUCGAAGACAUUUGCAAGACGGCGGUGAUGACGCGGAAGGCCGAGGGCGGGCAGACCGAGGGUGGAUGUGUCGCCAUGUAAAAGGUCGCCGUGGCCGUUGUCGUUUACCGGCUGAUCGGCUGUGAGCUUCCCUGCCACCAAGAAGAGGAGGGGAUACCGGAAAGCCAGUCGCGAUCUGGAGUAGAUUGCAAAGUGCGAUCGGGGAUGCUCUCCUAAGCAGCGCCCUCGUCACCAGCCUCCUCCUGCCCCUCCUCUUGGGGAAAUGUGCCGAGGACUUCGGCGAUGAUGUUGACCAUCUCUUCUUGCUGGUUCUCGUCGAAGCGCUCCGUCAUCUCUUCGAUGACGGUAUUCAAUGCGGCGACGGACGCAGGACGGAGAUUGAGGAUCAUGAUGACCUCGCCUUUGGCCAAGUCAUAGGGACGGAGCUUUUCCAGGAGCUUGGGGAUGCAACCCGGCUGGUAGGUGAUGGGGUCCUGGCUCAACGGGUUGGGUGGUGUGCGCAGAUACUGGAGGAGCUAGACCGGAUAAGUCAGUAACGGGUCUAUUACACAGAAGCAGAUACCCAA
Colletotrichum destructivum is the source of this 1162-nucleotide messenger RNA. Its product is annotated as Putative small GTPase, P-loop containing nucleoside triphosphate hydrolase. The transcript is spliced from 3 exons. Lineage: Eukaryota; Fungi; Ascomycota; Sordariomycetes; Glomerellales; Glomerellaceae. Gene Ontology annotation, molecular function: GTPase activity; GTP binding. Gene Ontology annotation, biological process: small GTPase-mediated signal transduction; mitochondrion organization. Bases 114 to 677 code for a protein of 187 amino acids. Gene Ontology annotation, cellular component: mitochondrial outer membrane. The record is from RefSeq and is a predicted model, not a curated record.